UGCCGAAGAAUCUGCUGUCCCCAACAGAGCUUUGCAACGUCUCUCCAGUGGUUUGGCACACCCUGCCUGCUUUCGGGGGGCCGGGGCUGGGCUGUCCCCGCUCUGUCAGCUGGGAGCAGGGGUGCUCAGGAGCUGCGUGGCCAGCAGUGCCGGCGUGCUGGGGCUCGCAGCUGGCUUUUUAGCUGGCCAGGACUUCAGGAUCUCUCUCACCCCAUGGCCAGCGGCCAAAUGGUGUGGCUGGGUGGCUGCCAGCCCUUGCGUUAAUAGCUGCCAGCUUGCAGUUUGAGGUCACCCGUUCUUUCCAGUCUUUCAUUCCCACCCCCCCUCCCUUAUUUCACGCCUGUAGACAACCAGCAGGCAGCAGCCCUGCUGCCUCUCUUUGCUGAGGGAAGCGCUUCGGCUUCCCUUUGGGCCAGGACAGCAUCACCUCGCAGAACAGCAUCCCUCUUGAGCAUCCCCAGAUGCCAGGAGGUGCCAGGACACCGGAGGACACCUUUAGCCUCCCGGGGCUCUCCUCCUCCCUGGAGAGGUGAAACACGGCUUGGGAGACCAAAAACAUCCUCUCAUCUGCCCCAAGGCAAAAGAAAACACCCCAAAGCCAGCGUGCGGGCUUGUGCCAAGGCACAGCCCCUCGCAAAAUAACUUGUAGCUGCCGUCAUCCCCCGCCAAGGGCUCCGGGAGGGUGUUUUACGAGCAGCUCGCUAUGAAUAAACCUCCCUUUCCAUAACCCGACGCCCAGGGAUAAAUGGCUCUGGGGAGGUGAUGCCGCCCCUCGGAGCGCCCGGGGAUGGAUGCGCCGGGGGGGAGGAAGGAGGAGAAGGCGGAGGAGGAGGAGGAGGAGAAGGAGGAGGGCGGUGGUGCGGGCAGUGGCCGCCCCCGUCCCGUCCCGUCCCGCCCCGCCGGCACCGGGCACCGGGCACCGGGCAUGGAGGCGGCCCCGGGCGCUGCUCCCGGCCCGCUGCUGCUCUGCCUGGCCCUCGCCUCCGGCUUGGCGUUUUUCACCUGUGUGGGUGCCGAUGCCAACGUUACCGCCGGGCACAGCCCAGAGGGGCUCACCUGCGGCACAGCUGAGAGCUGCACGGGGAACACGACACAACUGAAGAGGCAGGGACACUUCUCCAGGUGUCCGGAGGAGUACAAACACUACUGCAUCAAAGGGAGAUGCCGCUUCCUCAUGGCCGAGAAGACACCAGCUUGUGUGUGCGAGCGAGGCUACACGGGGGCUCGCUGCGAGAGGGUGGACAUCUUCUACCUGCGAGGUGACCGGAGCCAGAUUGUGAUCAUCUCUGUGAUCGCCGCCAUCGUUACCCUCAUCAUCUUCAUCAUCUGCGCCUGCCUCUGCAGUCACCACUGUCGGAAGCAACGUAGGAAGAGAAAGGCAGAAGAGAUGGAGACAUUAAACAAGAACUUGCCCUCCAAAAGCGAGGAUGUGCUGGAGACAGGCAUCGCAUGACGGAGCUCCAGGUACCUGCAGGCGGGUCCCGGACCGUGGCACCAACUUGCUCGAUGGGCGAGGGCUAAAACCUACAACGGCUUGAAUAAAGGGGUGAUGGAAAGGUGUCUGUGUGUCACCAUGGUCCUCACAGGCCACUCUUGCCACCCACUGUGCCGCUAUGCUCCCCAAAUUCCCCACCCAGGGGCAUUUAGUAUGAGAUGCAAUGGCAUCAAGCUGCACCAGGAAGGUUCCGAUUGUAUAUUAGGAACUAUUUCUUCACCCAAAGGGUUCUCAGGCUGCCCAGGGAGGCAGUGGAGUCCCCAUCCCAGCAGGGGUUUAAGAGAUGGGUGGAUGAGGUGCUCAGGGAUAUGGCUGAGCAGCGGGCAGGUUCGGUUGAACUCGAGGACCUCCAAGGUCUUUUCCAACCAAACGCUUCUGUCCUUUUCCCACCUCCCCGACCGCCGGUGCGGGGGGGCUGCGGGGCCGCACGGGGGCCGCCAGGGGGCGCCCCGAGGCUUCGCUCCCUCACUCCGCACUCGCCAGGGGGCGACGCAGGGCGGGCACCGGGGCGGGGGGCGCUCUGCGGGCUCCGGGGAGGCGGGACCUGGCUCCGGGGCUGCUCCCCCGCCGCGGUGGGCUGAGCUGGGCGGGAGCGACUGGGCUCUAAGGUCCCGUCCACCCAACCCAUUCCAUCAGUCUACCAUAAACCGCUCCCCGUGGGGUCUCAGCCCCUGAGCUCGCUCUCCAGCCCGGGCCGAACCCCAAAUCCCGCAGCCCUCCUGGCGGCGUCGGUCCGGGACCAGGAUGGGAGGGGGGAAGCGGCGGGGGCUGAAAUAUCGCCCGCCCCGCCCUGGGAGGAGCCUGAGAGGGGGCGUGGCCAGGUGACACGGGGGCGUGGUCACGUGUCGUGGGGGUGUAAUCAUGUGAUAGGGAG
This is a messenger RNA of Cuculus canorus (common cuckoo), 2369 nucleotides long. RefSeq names its product betacellulin (gene BTC). The record is from RefSeq and is a predicted model, not a curated record. The transcript has 6 exons. Gene Ontology annotation, biological process: positive regulation of mitotic nuclear division; epidermal growth factor receptor signaling pathway; positive regulation of cell population proliferation. Bases 788 to 1453 code for a protein of 221 amino acids. NCBI's taxonomy places the organism in Eukaryota, Metazoa, Chordata, Aves, Cuculiformes, Cuculidae.